AUGGUGGUUCCGGAAGUAAGCCAACAGCUGUUAGCAGAACUUGAGGAAAUGGGAUUUCCCAAAGAAAGGGCUGUUCGUGCACUUCAUUUUUCUGGAAAUAGUAGCCUUGAGGAUGCAGCAAAUUGGAUAGUUGAACAUGAGAAUGACCCAGAUAUCGAUAAAAUGCUAUUGGUACCUGUUAGUUCCAAGCAACCUCAGGCUCCAAAGCCAUCUCUCACACCAGAAGAGAUUAAGCUGAAACAACAAGAAUUAAGGGAACGAGCUCGCAAGAAGAAAGAAGAGGAAGAAAAGCGAAUGGAAAGAGAAAAAGAGAAGGAAAGAAUUCGAGUUGGAAGGGAGCUGCUUGAAGCAAAGCGUAUUGAAGAGGAAAAUGAAAGAAAACGUAUACUAGCCUUGCGGAAAGCAGAAAAAGAGGAAGAAAGAAGAGCUAGGGAGAAGAUUCGUCAAAAGUUGGAGGAAGAUAAGGCUGAAAGAAGAAGAAAACUUGGGUUGCCCGUGGAGGAAUCAUCUGCUGCAAAAUCUUCUGCUCCAGUGGUGGAGGAAAAAAAGAGCUUCCUUCCUGUCCGACCAGCUACAAAGGCAGAGCAAAUGAGGGAGUGCCUGAGAACACUUAAACAGAAUUAUAAGGAUGAUGAUGCAAAAGUGAAGACGGCUUUCAACACGCUUUUGACUUUCGCAAAGAAUGUGGCAACGAAUCCGAAUGAGGAGAAAUUUCACAAAAUUAGAAUCACGAAUGCUAAUUUUCAGGAGCGAGUUGGAAAACUGAAAGGAGGCAUAGAGUUUCUUGAACUGUGUGGUUUUGAGAAAAUGGAAGGGGGAGAGUUUUUGUAUCUUCCUAGAGAGAAAGUUGAUAUUGCGGUGCUCCACUCCGCUGGAAGAAUCAUUCUGGAAUGGACUCACUCGGCAGCCCCUGCCGCUGCACCCAACCAGACGACCUCAGCAACUUUCGGCGAAACCCUCGACGGCGAUCGACCACCAUCUGCCGCCCCUGACGAGAAACCCUCCUCCGCCGUCGCAGCCUCCUUCUCGGCGACCCCAUCCGUUGUCGAGAAAGAACAGAGAUCCGUCCGGAAGGAGCAGCCCUUCGUGGCCGUGCGAGGAGAGCAGCGGCAUCCCUUCGACCCUUGCUGCUCUUCGCGUGGUUGCUACCCGUCGUCCAGCAGUCCCGUGAGCCGUUUCCGGCGAGAAGCAGCCACCACUCCCGGCGAGAUCGUUAACUGCUGUUCGCGUGACCAAGUACUGUCCCGGGCCCUUGCUGUUCGCGCCGCUGCUGCACUUCCCUUCCGGCGAGACGCGAGAAUCCAUCGAGCCCCGUCGUUCCGUCAACCCUCGUUCGUCCUGUUUUUCGAACGUUUCCCGAGAACGGUACCGACGACUUAA
Messenger RNA from Striga hermonthica, 1380 nucleotides. NCBI's taxonomy places the organism in Eukaryota, Viridiplantae, Streptophyta, Magnoliopsida, Lamiales, Orobanchaceae. The record is from the annotation of a GenBank genome assembly.